Messenger RNA from Acinonyx jubatus (cheetah), 3334 nucleotides. It is a transcript of the gene TLE1, whose product is annotated as TLE family member 1, transcriptional corepressor. Bases 517 to 2859 code for a protein of 780 amino acids. Gene Ontology annotation, cellular component: nucleus; transcription regulator complex. The record is from RefSeq and is a predicted model, not a curated record. Gene Ontology annotation, molecular function: protein binding; transcription corepressor activity. Gene Ontology annotation, biological process: regulation of DNA-templated transcription; negative regulation of canonical Wnt signaling pathway. Lineage: Eukaryota; Metazoa; Chordata; Mammalia; Carnivora; Felidae. The transcript has 20 exons.
GGGGGCGCCGGGCCACCUGCACCUCACCCGCGGUCGGCGCCGCGGGGAAAACCCGGAGAGGAGGCGGACCGGGGGAAGAGCGAAGAAAAGCAGUCCGCUUGGAUUUGUUUGCCCCGGAAGAGUGCCGCGCACGCGGAUCGCCGAGAGGAGCGCGGCCAGAAUCACCGCGCCCUCACCUCUCCGCCGGGGCGGCCGAGGCCCGCGGGUUGGAUCGCAGCCCCCGCGCCCUUUUCUUGGGGGCCGGCGUCACCGCGCAGGUUCUUGGUGUAGCCGGGCCCCGGGCGCCCCGAAAUGUGGCCCUGAGCGAGGGAACCCGCAGCGGCGGGAGCAGGAGCAGCCGGGCGCCAAGUGACCGGUGCGCCCCGCCGAGCGCGCCUGCGUGCGUGGCCAGCGCGCUCCCCGCGCUCCUCGUUUCUGCCUGGCUUCUCGGCUAAAUUUUCCUCGGCGGGAUUAAAGUUGGAAAUUGAGCGGAGAAUUGAGUUGUCCGGAAACAGAGCUGCGGCCGCCGCCAGAGCGAUGUUCCCGCAGAGCCGGCACCCGACGCCGCACCAGGCUGCAGGCCAGCCCUUCAAGUUCACUAUCCCGGAGUCCCUGGACCGGAUUAAAGAGGAGUUCCAGUUUCUGCAGGCCCAGUAUCACAGCCUUAAAUUGGAAUGUGAGAAACUGGCAAGUGAAAAGACAGAAAUGCAGAGGCACUAUGUGAUGUAUUAUGAAAUGUCUUAUGGAUUAAACAUAGAAAUGCAUAAACAGACUGAAAUCGCCAAGAGAUUGAAUACAAUUUGUGCACAAGUCAUUCCAUUUCUGUCUCAGGAACAUCAACAACAGGUGGCCCAGGCCGUCGAGCGUGCCAAACAGGUGACCAUGGCAGAGUUGAAUGCCAUCAUCGGGGUACGUGGCCUUCCAGGUCUACCUCCUACACAGCAGCAGUUACAAGCUCAGCAUCUUUCUCACGGCCAUGGACCCCCAGUGCCCCUAACGCCUCACCCCUCGGGACUUCAGCCUCCUGGCAUCCCGCCCCUCGGGGGCAGUGCUGGCCUCCUGGCACUGUCUAGUGCUCUGAGUGGGCAGUCUCACUUGGCAAUAAAAGAUGACAAGAAGCACCAUGAUGCAGAGCACCACAGAGACAGAGAACCGGGCACAAGUAAUUCCCUCUUGGUCCCAGACAGUCUAAGGGGCACAGAUAAACGCAGAAAUGGGCCUGAAUUUUCCAAUGACAUCAAAAAAAGAAAGGUGGAUGAUAAGGACUCCAGCCACUAUGACAGCGAUGGUGACAAAAGCGAUGACAACUUAGUUGUGGAUGUGUCUAACGAGGACCCUUCUUCUCCGCGAGCAAGCCCUGCCCAUUCACCCAGGGAAAACGGGAUCGACAAAAACCGUCUGCUGAAGAAAGAUGCUUCUAGCAGCCCAGCAUCCACAGCCUCCUCGGGAAGCUCCACUUCUUUGAAAUCCAAAGAAAUGAGCUUGCAUGAAAAAGCCAGCACGCCUGUUCUGAAAUCCAGCACACCGACGCCUCGGAGCGACAUGCCAACGCCGGGCACCAGCGCCACUCCAGGACUCCGUCCAGGCCUCGGCAAGCCUCCAGCCAUGGACCCCCUCGUUAACCAAGCCGCGGCCGGCCUGAGGACGCCGCUGGCGGUGCCCGGCCCGUACCCUGCCCCAUUCGGGAUGGUGCCCCACGCCGGCAUGAACGGGGAGCUGACCAGCCCCGGCGCUGCCUACGCCAGCCUGCACAACAUGUCCCCGCAGAUGAGCGCGGCCGCCGCCGCCGCCGCCGUGGUGGCCUACGGGCGCUCCCCGAUGGUUGGGUUUGAUCCUCCCCCUCACAUGAGAGUACCUACAAUCCCUCCCAACCUGGCAGGAAUCCCUGGGGGGAAACCUGCAUACUCCUUCCACGUCACCGCGGACGGUCAGAUGCAGCCCGUCCCUUUCCCCCCCGACGCCCUCAUCGGACCCGGCAUCCCCCGCCACGCGCGCCAGAUCAACACCCUGAACCACGGGGAGGUGGUGUGCGCGGUGACCAUCAGCAACCCCACGAGACACGUGUACACGGGCGGGAAGGGCUGCGUCAAGGUCUGGGACAUCAGCCACCCCGGCAACAAGAGCCCCGUGUCUCAGCUCGACUGUCUGAACAGAGAUAACUACAUCCGUUCCUGCAAAUUGCUCCCUGAUGGUUGCACCCUCAUCGUGGGAGGGGAAGCCAGCACUCUGUCCAUCUGGGACCUGGCGGCUCCGACCCCGCGCAUCAAGGCGGAGCUGACGUCCUCGGCCCCUGCGUGCUACGCCCUGGCCAUCAGCCCCGACUCCAAGGUCUGCUUCUCGUGCUGCAGUGACGGCAACAUCGCGGUCUGGGACCUGCACAACCAGACGCUGGUGAGGCAAUUCCAGGGCCACACAGACGGGGCCAGCUGUAUUGACAUUUCUAAUGAUGGCACCAAGCUCUGGACGGGUGGCCUGGACAACACGGUCAGGUCCUGGGACCUGCGAGAAGGGCGGCAGCUACAGCAGCAUGACUUCACCUCACAGAUAUUCUCCCUUGGAUACUGCCCAACUGGGGAGUGGCUGGCCGUGGGCAUGGAGAGUAGCAAUGUGGAAGUUCUUCACGUAAACAAACCCGACAAGUACCAGCUGCAUCUCCAUGAGAGCUGUGUGCUGUCCCUCAAAUUUGCUUAUUGUGGUAAAUGGUUUGUGAGUACUGGCAAAGACAACCUCCUCAAUGCUUGGCGGACCCCCUACGGAGCUAGUAUAUUCCAGUCCAAAGAGUCCUCGUCCGUGCUUAGCUGUGACAUCUCUGUGGAUGAUAAGUACAUAGUCACUGGCUCAGGGGACAAGAAGGCUACAGUCUACGAAGUCAUCUACUGAAAACAUUAUGUGGUUUCACAUUUAUAGUUGAAUUGGGCCAAAAUGUUUUGAAUUUGUAGAAAUAGAAAAGUUGUAAUUUUAAAAGGAAAAAAACAACAACGUGAAAACCUAUUUCCAAACCUUGACACAAAACUACUUUGAGUCUAUAAAGAGGAGGCGAUGAGUCCAUCAACUGAAGGUCACCUAUCUACCUAGACCAAACGGAGCACCGAGGCAAAGUGGGCAGAGGGGCCAAGGGGUAGGCAGAGCCUGUUUUGUUUUUUUUUCUUUCUGUGUGAUCUGCCGAGAUUACCUUUCUGUUCCUUGCAGUUCCCCUCAAUGUUCUGUGCUUGGUAGAGCAGUGGUGUCUCCAAUGAACUUGUUUCUUGGUUUUGCAUCUUGUGAAAUGUUUUUUUGUAUUUUUGUUGAAGGUUAAACAUUUGUAUAAAUUGUAAAUAUAUUUGGUUUAUUACAGUAAAGGCUUUAGUACCAAUAA